AUGAGCACCCCUUCUGAAAUCAGGUCAUUUGAAGACGGCCGGUCGGAUCCACUAAAGUUCAUUGAAUAUGAAUCCUUUGAACAGUUGACUCCUUUGAUCACAAAAAAUUCGCAAAGCCACACCAGCAAUGGCAGUGGUAGUAAAUUGUUUUGGGCCGUUUUCGGAAACGAUAAAAUUGCCGUGGUUUUAAAAUCCGUGAAACUCAAUGUUCCGAGUGAAGAAAAUAUUCAGGCGAAUGAGGGCGAGAACCGCGAUUCAAGUGUUAUCGACCCACUUGCAAACGAGUUAACAUUACUGUCCAAGCUUCAUCCUCAUCAAAACAUUAUAACUUUUUUUGGUUUGACCAAAGUUCCAGAAAAUGAUGGCAUAUUCUCGGUAACUCAAUACGUCACCGGAGGGAAUCUUCGACAAUAUUUGAGGCAACAAAAUUCUAUUUUGUCGUGGAAUGACAAAAUAAGAUUUUCCGAGGAGAUCGCAUCUGGAUUGCAUCACAUACAUGGCAUGGGUCUUUCGCACAGGAAUCUUCAUCCGAAUAACAUACUAGUACAGGAUGGGCAUAUGGUGAUCUCGGAUUUUGGUUGUUCGUCAAGUUUGGCGCACCUCAACGAGAUGAUUCCUUUCAUCGAACCGCUCUACCUAAAAGAUCAAUCCUAUUGCCUAGAUAGGCGGUCCGACAUCUACAGUUUUGGUGGGAUCAUGUCCGAGUUGUCAUGCGGUCGACCACCAUUCGAGUUGUUUGGGUCAAAUUAUCAAUUAUUGAUCAACCUCAUUGUCAACGGUGACCGAGACUCAUCGGUAAUUUCCGGUGCACCGAUCUCAUACACUCAACUAUACCGACGUUGUUGGGAUGCGGAUCCGUCAAAACGACCGACCAUCGAAAGUGUGAUGAAACUGCUUAUCGACAUUCGAUCGGAAUUCCCCAAGGUCCUCACCAAACCACCGGCAGACAUCCCAUAUCAAGCGAACCCACGUCACCAUGCCAUAAAAAACAUUCCAUCUUUGCUCGUACCCGCGAUUUCGCCGCGUGUAGAUUCCAUAGGAUGGAGGGAUUCGAUGGGUGAUUUUUCCGAGUAUGAUGUCAUCAACAAGGAUGAGCUGAAAGGAUAUUCGGGACCCACGAGAAAAGUAAACUCGGUACCUCUGGUUGGUGGUGUGUCACUAAAUUCACGACGUCGCGUAAAGGCACGUAGCUUAAGCUUCGGAACACCCAGGAAAUCUUUGCAAAGGGCACAUGAAAGCGCCCAUUUGCAACUUCAUCAUUCGAUGUCGGUGAUCGGAGGAAACAACAGCGAAUAUCUCAACAUAGGCGCAAACGCGCCGUUGUUUGAUAAUAACCAGCCAAAAGUAAUACUGAUCGCACGAUAUUGUCCGGGCAAGAGCAUCGUGAAAGUGUUUGACCAGCUAAAAAGGCGCAAGAUAGAUCUCACGUUACGCGAGGCCUAUAAAUCCAAGUCGGUGUUUCAUAGUUUAAUCUGGAAUGAUGAUUUGUUCGAAGUGACAGGCAUAAAUCAUUCUCAACAAAAACCGGCAAGGCACAACAACUUCCGGGCCGCCUUGAAAUGGUUGAAUUCCAACAAUUUGGAUAUAAAUUCCGUGGACGAUUUUGGAUGGACGGCAUUGCACGAGGCAAUCUGGAAGCGUAAAGAACCGGGUGUGAUAUUGGCUUUAUUGGAGAACCAAGCUAACCCGAAUAUACCGGACAAACUUGGUGCCACACCGUUGCACCAAUGCUUGGAUUUGCUGCGCACGACAACACGCGAUGACGAAAACCGACACAUAUUUACCAUAAUAAAGCUUCUACUGCAAUACGGAGCUGAUCCAAAUUCAGCGUUGCCGGACACCACACUCACAAUCUCUGGAUCAUCAUUGCCGAACUGUCUGUUUGCUGCGAUUUACAUGGACCUACCAUUGGAUAUCAUCGAACUGAUGAUCAAGCGAGGGGCGGAUACCACAUCAACAACAUUUCGAGGAUUACAUUUGCUAGAUUUCGCGGCGAAGAUAAAUAACUUGGUGGCAUUAAAUUACCUGACGAAUAAUAAGAACUCAUCGGAUACCAGCAAGAUGUCAAGUCUAUUUAAUUCGUUGAGGAUAAACUCAAGAGUGGGAUCGGUGGGUUCUAUUUCGAUUAAGUAUGAGAAAGGUAGUAGGAAGAAAAGGUGGAGCAUCAUACGUUCGAUAUAG
Molecule: messenger RNA, 2181 nt
Organism: Acaulospora morrowiae
Lineage: Eukaryota; Fungi; Glomeromycota; Glomeromycetes; Diversisporales; Acaulosporaceae
Source: the annotation of a GenBank genome assembly